This is a messenger RNA of Acytostelium subglobosum LB1, 1851 nucleotides long. RefSeq lists its product as hypothetical. NCBI's taxonomy places the organism in Eukaryota, Evosea, Eumycetozoa, Acytosteliales, Acytosteliaceae. The transcript has 2 exons. The record is from RefSeq and is a predicted model, not a curated record. The coding region runs from base 1 to 1851 and encodes 616 amino acids.
AUGCCAGCAACCUACAGCACAACAAGACUCAACAACCUCGACUGUCAAAUGAGACAUUACGCGGGAGCCUACAAUCGUGGCACGAUCAGAAUGAUUGCACAACGGCUCAGUGACGAUCUCUAUCAUGAUGGUUCUUCUGCUCGGCUCGAGGUCGCAAUCGAGUACGCCAAUCGUCAAUAUCGCUCGGGCAAGUUCACAAAGGCAGGUGAUGCGAUCAGUCUGUUCAACCCAGAUGAAGCAGGCGGCUGUGACGGCAAACAUAAUGACUGCUUCUACGACUGUCUCAAAGCCGCAUUCCCAGACAAGGUAACCAAGCACUUCAGCAAGCCAUGGAUCUUCAAGCGAUUCUUCAAGUUGGAGCGCGAUGCCAAGGUCCCACUCAAUCUCAGAUCAGAGAUCGAGGACAAGCUCAAGAUGUGCAUCAAUGUCAAAGGUGAUUAUUGCAAGACAUCAACCAAAGAGUACGUCAGAGUGGUCAAUCUCAAACUAACCAACGAACACUACACUCUAGACAAGGAGGGCGCCUUUGAGCCCAAGGGCAUCAUCCUCAAGCGAUACAACGAUGACAGAAUACUGCCAGUCAUGGCGUACAAGUGGGACGACGACAAUGAUCAAGUGCAGCUCUACGAUGGCACAAACUACAGCACGAUGAGCAAGGCAGCACUCAUCGAUGAGCUCAAGAAACAAAAGUUCGACGGCAAGUGUCGAUACAUCAAAGUAGAGGCUGCCAAGAAGAGGAAGAGCAAGAAGCCCAUCAAGACGCUGGAGGAGACAUGGUUGGACUUUAUCAAAGAUGCCGACGCACUCAAAGAAGGUACUGACGGCAUCAUCGACUUGUACUUUACAGGAUCAAACAUUAACAAGGCCGCCCUCAACCUAUUUAGCAAGUACAACAAACAUGUCAUUCCAGAUAUCAUCGAACAAGAGGAAGCCAAGUGGAUAGCCAAGGCAUCGAAUGGACCAUUGAGGUUCGCCGACACAUACACUGGCCCUCUCUACAAGUAUGACGUCUCUGGCAUGUACGCCGCCAUCAUGAGAAGCAGCACCUUCUCAGUGCCCAUCAAGAAAGGCGAGUUCCAUCAACUGACCGACGAGGAGCUCAGCGCCAAGUCAGGCAUCCCCUUUGGUAUCUACAGGGCGAUCAUCAAAGGUGAGCACAGAGCAUUCAGACCCAACGACAACAACUAUUAUACUCACUACGACCUCACCUUUGCGCAGGAGCUAGGACUCACAUUCAACCUGAUCAACGACAACAAGCACAAUGCCUUGCUCUAUCCUACUGGCAGAGUCAAUGGCAACAUGCUCUUCGGCAAGUUCAUCGAUCAGGUGCUGGACUGGAAGAAAGCAGAUGUGCCACGUGCCAAGGAGCUCUAUCAACGUCUCUGGGGCGCUCUCUCCAAGUACAACAAGUCAAAAGAGUAUGUUAACAUCAAGGCAGAGAAGAAUGUUGUCGUCGACAAGGAGCUCGGCAUCACUGACAUUUACUUCAAAGCCAGUCUUCCAGAGAAUCACUCGAUCGACGCGAUGAACAUCACGCACAACGGCAACGUCAUGGUCAAGUCAAUCAACAACCUCGACAUGUUUGACACGCCAUUCGCUCGCAUCAUGCCAUUCAUCAUCGCUCGUGGACGCAAGAUGAUUGGAACGAUAAUAAAGGACGACAUUGACAGCAUCAAGCGAGUGCACACUGACGGAUUCGUCUCGACCAAGCCCUGGACUGAGAAGACAGGCAAAAAGUCAUUGGACUACCCCAAGUUGGGCAAGGAGUGUGGAGACCUGCGCUACGAGGGCUACUGCCCCGACGCCAUUGUCAAGAAUAUGGCCAAGGUCGAGGGAACAUUCAUUGUUUAA